CCAUGAUGUGCCUCCUGCUCGCCCUGGGCCUGGCCCUCACGUGUGGCGCCCAGGCUGUCAGCGUCAUCCGGACUAUGGAGGACCUGGACAUCCAAAGGGUGGCAGGGACGUGGCACUCCGUGGCCAUGGCGGCCAGCGACAUCUCCUUGCUGGACACCGAGAGCGCCCCCCUAAGAGUGAACGUGGAGGAGCUGAGGCCCACGCCCCAGGGCGACCUGGAGAUCUUCCUGCAGAAAAGGGACAAGGACGGGUGUGUUAAGGAGAAAAUCAUUGCAGAAAAAACCGAGAUCCCUGCUGUGUUCAAGAUCAACUUCCUGAAUGAGAAUAAGAUCUUCGUGUUGGACUCCGACUACACAAACUACCUGCUCUUCUGCAUGGAAAACACGGCUGACCCCGAGCGCAGCCUGACCUGCCAGUACCUGGCCAGGACCCUGCAAGUGGACGACGGGGUCAUGGAGAAAUUCAACAAAGCCAUCAAGCCCCUGCCCAUGCACAUCCGGCUCUCCUUCAGCCCGACCCAGCUGGAAGAGCAGUGCCGCGUCUAGGUGAGCUCCUGCCGGCGCCCUGGAGGGCCCGGGAGCCUUGGCCCCUCUGGGGACAGACGACAUCACCCCCACCUCCCCCACCAGCAGGGUCAGGAGGCACCAGGACCAAGGUCACCCCUCUUGGGACCCAGGCCCCUCCGGGCCCCGCCUGGGGUCUCCUGCUCGGGGGCGUUCCUCCUUCAGCAAUAAAGCCAUAAACC
Molecule: messenger RNA, 745 nt
Organism: Aethalodelphis obliquidens (Pacific white-sided dolphin)
Lineage: Eukaryota; Metazoa; Chordata; Mammalia; Artiodactyla; Delphinidae
Product: beta-lactoglobulin-like
Exons: 7
Coding region: 3-545 (180 amino acids)
Molecular function (GO): small molecule binding
Source: RefSeq, a predicted model, not a curated record